Messenger RNA from Owenia fusiformis, 1644 nucleotides. The record is from the annotation of a GenBank genome assembly. Lineage: Eukaryota; Metazoa; Annelida; Polychaeta; Sabellida; Oweniidae.
UUCAUUUUUUGAAAAAGUAUAUUAUUGUCUAAUAAAUACCUAUCAACACUACAUUAUUAUCAAGUAUUUAUUGAGCUCCAGAUGUCUGAAUUUUUUCAAUACUGUAUUAAAACACAACAUUUACACUGUUCUGUCAAACAUUAUGGCUUCUCUGAAAUGCAAUAAUAUAUAAAAUACCAUCAUAUAAAAAUGUCGAGAUAAUGUUGGAUUUAAAUACAGUGAACAUGGUUUACAAGAAUUUGAAAUAAUACUUAGAAAUGUACAUGACAUACUAAAAAGGCAUGCAAUUAAAAUAUGUUGGUGUAUAAAUUGUAAUCCUUGCAUCAAGCCCCAGUGUUGCCCCAAUCAAUCCUUUUGUUCAAUACAAUUUUGGGCACAUAAAUAUGCUACAUGUGUAUGGGUGGAGAAGGGACCGGAUGCAAGAUUAUUAUCCUCUUAAAUGUCCUAGAACUUGAUUAGUAUAAAGUAGCUGUUAUGGUUCACCAGGUUUUUAAAGAUAUUCCACGAUUUACAACAAUCAAAUUUCAUUAUAUUUAAAGCAUCACAUAUUAUAUGGGUGACCAAUUUACAAAUAAAUGUACAGGUAUAUGACACAAUGUCAACAUGGGAUCACCCAAACAUUGACACAACCAGGUGCAGCACCCAUUUGAGAAAUAAAAAAUUAACUCGCACCUGGUUGAAAAUUCAUCUGCAGCACCUAUAUGAAGUUACAAAUUAUAAAAAAUUAGAUUUACAAGUUUUUACCACAGCUGAGAGAUUUGCACACCUCAAUAAAGUGAAACAACUGUUUCUGGAACACCUCAAUGAAGUGGAACAACUGCUUGGGGAACACCUCAAUGAAGUGGAACAACUGUUAGUGGAACACCUCAAUGAAGUGGAACAACUGUUUGCAGAACACCUCAAUAAAGUGGAACAACUGUUUCUGGAACACGUCAAUAAAGUGGAACUACUGUUUGCGGAACACGUCAAUAAAGUGGAACAACUGUUUGCGGAACACCUCAAUAAAGUGGAACAACUGUUUGCAGAACACCUCAAUAAAGUGGAACAACUGUUUGUGGAACACCUCAAUGAAGUGGAACAACUGUUUGUGGAACACCUCAAUGAAGUGCAACAGCUGUUUGCAGAACACCUAAAUGAAGUGCAACAGCUGUCUGUGGAACACCUCAAUGAAGUGCAACAGCUGUUUGUGGAACACCUCAAUAAAGUGGAACAACUGUUUCCGGAACACCUCAAUAAAGUGGAACUAUUGUUUGCGUAACACCUCAAUGAGGUGGAACAACUGUUUGCAGAACAUGUCAAUAAAGUGGAACUACUGUUUGCGGAACAUGUCAAUAAAGUGGAACAACUGUUUGCGUAACACCUCAAUGAGGUGGAACAACUGUUUGCGUAACACCUCAAUGAAGUGGAACAACUGUUUGCAGAACACCUCAAUAAAGUAAAACAACUGUUUCUGGAACACCUCAAUAAAGUGGAACUACUGUUUGCGGAACACGUCAAUAAAGUGGAACAACUGUUUGCGGAACACCUCAAUAAAGUGGAACAACUGUUUGCAGAACACCUCAAUAAAGUGGAACAACUGUUUGUGGAACACCUCAAUGAAGUGGAACAACUGGUUGUGGAACACCUCAAUGAAGUGCAACAGCU